AUGGAGGCGUCAAGAGGGCCGCCAAAGGUCAAAAACAAGGCCCCGGCGCCUGUCCAGAUUUCUGCGGAACAGCUUCUUCGUGAAGCUGUUGACCGUCAAGAGGUUGCAUUGCAAGCACCCACCCAGCGCUUUGCAGAUCUGGAGGAACUGCACGAAUUCCAAGGACGAAAGCGAAGAGAAUUCGAGGACUAUGUCCGACGGAACCGAGUCAACCUCAAUAAUUGGAUGCGAUAUGCAGCAUGGGAACUCGAGCAGAAGGAAUUCGCACGUGCAAGAUCGAUCUUUGAACGCGCACUCGAUGUGCAUCCUAAUUCGGUUCCUCUCUGGAUCAGGUACAUCGAAUCGGAAAUGAAAAAUCGUAACAUUAACCAUGCGCGAAAUCUACUUGAUAGGGCAGUCACUCGACUGCCCCGUGUUGAUAAGCUAUGGUACAAGUACGUUUAUAUGGAGGAAAUGCUAGGCAAUGUGCCAGGUACCCGCCAGGUUUUCGACCGCUGGAUGCAAUGGCAGCCCGAUGAGGCGGCCUGGAGUGCCUACAUCAAGCUGGAGAAGAGGUAUGGAGAAUACGAUAGAGCCAGGGAUAUCUUCAGGGCGUUCACCCUCGUCCACCCGGAACCCAGAAACUGGAUCAAGUGGGCACGGUUUGAAGAAGAGUUCGGUACCAGUGACAUGGUACGCGACGUCUUUGGCACAGCCGUCGAAGAGCUAGGCGACGAUUUCGUCGACGAAAAGCUGUUCAUUGCAUAUGCUCGCUUUGAGGCGAAGCUAAAGGAGUACGAAAGAGCUCGCGCAAUCUACAAGUAUGCCCUAGACCGACUGCCUCGGUCAAAAUCUAUGGCCCUUCACAAAGCCUACACGACAUUCGAAAAGCAAUUUGGAGACCGGGAUGGUGUCGAGGAUGUUGUGCUCUCCAAGCGUCGCGUCUUCUAUGAAGCCCAGGUCAAAGAAAACCCAAAGAACUAUGAUACUUGGUUCGACUACACGCGGCUCGAGGAGACCGCAGGUGAGCUGGACAGGGUACGGGAUGUGUACGAGAGAGCAGUUGCUCAGAUUCCGCCGGCACAAGAGAAGAGAUUCUGGAGGCGUUACAUCUAUCUCUGGAUAAACUACGCCAUUUUCGAAGAGUUGCAGGCAAAGGAUUUGGAAAGAGCUCGACAGAUUUACAAAGUGUGCUUGGACUUGAUUCCUCAUAAGAAGUUCACCUUUGCCAAGAUCUGGUUGUUGAAAGCCCAAUUUGAGAUACGGCAAGGUGAGCUCACAACUGCUCGAAAGACUCUCGGCCAAGCCAUCGGCAUGUGCCCGAAAGACAAGCUGUUCCGAGGUUAUAUCGAGCUGGAGCUGAAGCUGUUUGAGUUCUUGCGAUGCCGAACACUGUACGAGAAGCACAUUGAGUGGAAUCCUUCGAAUUGCCAGACAUGGAUCAAGUUUGCUGAGCUCGAGCGUGGUCUCGAUGACUUGGACCGUACCAGAGCCAUAUUCGAGCUGGCGGUCAGCCAACCGGUUCUUGACAUGCCCGAAUUGCUGUGGAAGGCGUACAUCGACUUCGAGGAAGAAGAGGGCGAGUAUGAGAGGACGAGAGAGCUUUACGAACGCCUUCUUGAGAAAACGGAUCACGUCAAAGUCUGGAUUAGUUACGCUCACUUCGAGCUCAAUAUUCCGGAAGAUGAGGAAGAGGCGGAAGAGGAAGCACCUAUCAGCGACGAGGCAAAGGCAAGAGCGCGCAAAGUGUUCGAGCGCGCGCAUAAGAGCAUGCGGGAGAAGGAGCUCAAGGAGGAGACGGUCACGCUUCUCAACGCGUGGCUGUCAUUCGAGAGAACGCACGGCGCUGUGGAGGACAUGGAGAAGGUGCAGAAGCUGAUGCCGCGCAAGACGAAGCGCAGAAGACGCUUGGAAGACGACAGCUUCGAGGAGUAUAUCGACUACGUUUUCCCGGCAGACGACAAGCAAACACAAAACUUGUCAAACUUGCUGGCCAUGGCUCAGGCCUGGAAGCAACAGGGAGGAGAUGCCACAGCAUAA
Messenger RNA from Colletotrichum truncatum, 2019 nucleotides. Its product is annotated as pre-mRNA-splicing factor CLF1. The record is from RefSeq and is a predicted model, not a curated record. Gene Ontology annotation, cellular component: U2-type catalytic step 2 spliceosome; precatalytic spliceosome; post-mRNA release spliceosomal complex. Gene Ontology annotation, molecular function: protein binding. Lineage: Eukaryota; Fungi; Ascomycota; Sordariomycetes; Glomerellales; Glomerellaceae. Gene Ontology annotation, biological process: spliceosomal complex assembly; mRNA splicing, via spliceosome.